ACGCAACACGGGGCAAGCAAUGCAAUCUUUUGAUCAUGCCUCAUUGCGCGUGAGAGCGAAGCAGGAUGCAUUUGAUCUGCCCCGGGCUCUUGGUGUACUUCUUCUACUUCGGAUUGUACCAGGAGACGCUCGUGCCGGUCCACUCGCACCCGCAGCCGUGCCGCGUGCUCGCCCAGGUCGGGCACACCGUGCGCCUCGGCGUGCUCCUGCCCUCCCGGAGGCCCAUGCGCGUGCGAGCCGCGCUGGACCGAGCGCUCGGCGCCAUCGCCGCGAGCGGAGACAACUUCCUGCCCUACAACCUGAGUCUGGACGUGGUGGCGCGCGAGCCGACCGACGGUGACCCCGAGUCUCUUUUCCGGUGCGUGUGCCAGUCCAUAGUGGUGCAGGGGGUCUCCGCGGUGCUCGCGUUCCCCCAGAGCCGGAACGAACUCAUGCAGGUGGAAUUUAUGUCGUCGUUUUUGGAAAUCCCCUUCGUGAGCAUAAUCGAGCAGGGAGAGCCGCUGAAAACGGAGAACCGGUUUCACCUACAGAUGAUGACACGGAUCCCUGCGUCAGACCUGGCCGAGCUUCUGUUGCUGGUGAUGCAGCGGAGUGGUUGGCAUGAGGGCAUGGCCGUACUCUGCCAGGGCUGGGAAGAAGCUGGCCUUCUCGACCUUUUAAAACUGCACGGUAGCACAGCCAAGGGCAACUCUCGCUGGAUCCUUCGUGCUGCCCUUAACCUCUCGGGUAGUUCACUAGACCAAAGAGGCAUAUCGGAAUUCCUGGAGCAGCAUUUCAGCCAGGACCCCCAUCCACCAGCCUCUGUGCUGCUACUAGGGUCCGAUCCACAAUGCGCUUCUGCGGUACUGCGCAGUGCCCAUGACCUGGGUCUAACACUGCCCACAAUGCAUUGGAUUAUGGGAUAUCCGUUAAGUCCGGAUGCCUUGCAUUCCAUUGGCUUACCACUGGGGCUGCUAGCCUAUGGCGAGGUUGACCGCAAACCUCUGGACUUCUAUAUUCAUGACACGUUACAGCUGAUCAGUCGAGCAGUUGCUGCUGCCACGCUUGUGCGGCCUGAUCUUGCGCUCAUCCAAAACAUGGUGAAUUGUUUCGAUAAACCCAAUAAGCAUGAACUGCCUUCAUCUGGACAGUACAUUGCCAGGUUUCUCUCCAACACAACCUUCAUGGGGAUGACUGGUGCAGUCAGUGUGCAGCGGAACAUGUCACGUGUGUUUACAUCUCACCGGGUGCACAUCUGGAGACUUCGGCGUGACGCUGUGGGCCAGCCGGCCUGGGUGACAGUGGGUAGCUGGGAGGGCACCCAGCUGGAUGUUGAGGAGCGAGGUCUGUGGGAGAGCUCAACCCCGCGGCAACGCGCCGAGGCACAAAGAGGUCGUGAGGGCAGCCGGUGGCGACCCGGCUUCCCUGUUUCAGGGAGCCGUGUGCGUGUGGUCACCCUCGUCGAGCACCCGUUUGUGUUCACCAGGGAAGUGGACGAGGAUGGCAACUGUCCAGCUGGACAGUACUGCUUGGAUGCAGGUACCAACAGCUCGGAUAUACUGGAUAAUGUUUUUGCCAUGCGAGCACAAGGGAAUAAGACGUUUCUUCCAGCGGAUUACAGCAAGUGCUGCUAUGGAUACUGUAUUGACCUGCUAGAAAAGCUGGCCGAGGACAUGGACUUUGAAUUCGACCUUUACAUUGUGGGAGAUGGGAAAUACGGUGCAUGGAAAGGUGGCCGUUGGACAGGGCUGGUCGGAGACCUGCUUAAUGGCGUGGCUGAUAUGGCCGUCACCAGCUUCAGCAUCAACUCGGCACGUAGCAAAGUAAUGGACUUUACCAGCCCGUUCUUCUCCACCAGCUUAGGCAUCCUCGUGCGCAGCAAGGACACGGCAGCACCCAUUGGAGCUUUCAUGUGGCCCCUACACUGGUCCAUGUGGGUGGGCAUCUUUGUAGCACUGCACAUGACAGCACUCUUCCUCACCCUCUAUGAGUGGAAAAGCCCAUUUGGCAUGACUCCACAUGGGCGUAACCGCAUGAAGGUGUUCUCCUACUCCUCAGCCCUUAACCUGUGCUACGCCAUUCUGUUUGGCCGCACGGUAUCGAGUAAGACGCCCAAGUGCUGGACAGGACGAUUCCUCAUGAACCUGUGGGCCAUCUUUUGCUUGUUAGUUUUGUCCAGUUACACAGCUAACCUUGCUGCAGUCAUGGUUGGGGAAAAGACCUUUGAAGAGGUUUCGGGCAUUCAUGAUGCCAAACUCCAUCACCCUUCCCAAGGGUUCCGUUUUGGGACCGUACGUGAAAGCAGUGCUGAGGACUACAUGAAGAAAAGCUUCCCUGAAAUGCAUGAAUAUAUGAGGAGAUUCAACGAGCCAACCACCCCAGAGGGAGUCGCCACUCUCAAGACAGAUCCUCCUCAGCUUGAUGCUUUCAUCAUGGACAAAGCUUUGCUGGACUAUGAGGUAUCCAUCGAUGCCGACUGUAAGCUGUUGACUGUUGGCAAACCCUUCGCUAUUGAAGGUUAUGGAAUCGGCCUGCCCCAGAACUCGCCUCUCACGUCCAACAUUUCGGAAUUCAUCAGUCGCUACAAAUCCGACGGCUACAUGGACAUGCUGCACGACAAGUGGUACAAAGUGGUACCCUGUGGAAAGCGAGUCUUCGCCAUGACGGAGACGCUGCAGAUGGGUAUCCAGCAUUUCUCAGGGCUGUUUGUGUUGCUGUGUGUAGGCGUGACUGGGGCGUUACUCACUCUCAUAGGUGAACACGCCUUCUACCGCUUGGUCCUGCCUCACAUUCGCCGUCGGCAGAAAUUCAAGUACUGGCUCCAUACCAGUCAGAAAAUUCACCGGGCACUGAAUAUGACUUAUGAGGACGUAAAACGACAGAGAGCCAACACGGAGAAAAGCUGUAAUAUCCAGAAGUCCCAGCCGGCACAACCUCCACCACCUCCGCCGCCGGGGACCUUCGCCAAGUGGAAUAACGAGAGCAGCCGUGCCGCAAAAGAGCUCAAGGACAACAAGAGGGUUCAUUUUAACCUGGAGACGUUAAACACACGCCGCCUCCUUGCCCGCGUAGUCGCGGAAGGCGGUCAGGGAACUUCUGGAUCCGCAACGGGAACCGGGUCCAGCUCUGGACCGGCACCCGGUGGAGGUCAGGUGUUGAGAGUGUGUGAAAACGGUGGCCCGGUGCCUCUACAGCCACUCCCUUCAUCUUCUCCACCUCAUUUGACUGAGCCUCCAAAGGACGGAGAGCUGGAGGAGCUGCAGGAGAAGAUCGAGGAGAUCCGCGGUCAGCUGAGGGACGCUCUGGCUCGCAGGGCCCAACUUCAGACUGCUCUCGCCAAAGAGCGUGCCGCUGCUGUGAUUCCACUGACCCAGGAAGGGCCGCCCACAGUCACAGCCACAAUUUGCCGCUCCCUCGUCAAAGACUUGGAAGGGAAAAGGUGAUGCUGACGCUUUCGGGACAGCUCAGAGGGGAACAAGGCGAUGAUCCACUGGAGGCAACCUGUUUUUGAUGUCUAAAACUGAUCACUGAUGCCUAGAAUCUGCUGCAGUCCUCACGCUAUAGCAUCCUCAGGCUCCUGGCACUGUUAUGCUUAUGAGAACAGCAACACAGAUUCUCUAAAGCAAAUCAGAUCUCCAGCACCCUAUCAUGCAGACCCGAAAGAGAAACGUAGACGCGCAGCUGAGGCCUAAAGCUCUCCGGUUAUAAGGCAGGACACACCAGCAUGGCUAUGUGAUGUCUCGUCUUGUGUGGAGAGAAUGCACAGGAUUUCUACAUGCUCUUCUCUUUUCUGCAGAUGUGUUUUUGGGGGUUUAUGGGAGUACCGGCUUGGGAUGUGAAACAUGACAUAAAUUCUCUCAAUAGUUAAAAAGAAAAACAAAGAAGAAAAAAAACAUGGUGGUGGGUUUUAAAUGU
Messenger RNA from Clarias gariepinus (North African catfish), 3894 nucleotides. It is a transcript of the gene grin3bb, whose product is annotated as glutamate receptor, ionotropic, N-methyl-D-aspartate 3Bb. Bases 66 to 3422 code for a protein of 1118 amino acids. Gene Ontology annotation, cellular component: postsynaptic membrane; plasma membrane. Gene Ontology annotation, biological process: synaptic transmission, glutamatergic; monoatomic ion transport; ionotropic glutamate receptor signaling pathway. The record is from RefSeq and is a predicted model, not a curated record. Gene Ontology annotation, molecular function: NMDA glutamate receptor activity; transmitter-gated monoatomic ion channel activity involved in regulation of postsynaptic membrane potential. The transcript has 9 exons. Lineage: Eukaryota; Metazoa; Chordata; Actinopteri; Siluriformes; Clariidae.